GCUUGUUUGAGUACUUUUCUUCGUGUGAUAAAAAUGUGAAGCUGAAGUUUCAUUGGCCCAGCUUUUCCGCGACUAUUGCCUGUCCCUACCCUCUAGCAGCACGCUGGAUGAGAACAGACAUGAUUUCAAUGCAUGGACAUUACUUCGAUCUUCACUUAGCCUGGUAUCCGGAAUGUGAAUGUUACCGUGAGGACUGAAGUUGGAUUUAGUUGGAGGAAAAAAGGAGAACAUUUCUUCUUCAACUUCCUGCAAGGCAUAACAGAGGACCAAUAUGCAGUCUCUUCGAUGGGUUAGUGGACCGUACCACCAGUCUGGACAAUCCCCACAGUCCUCACAAGCAGCCACUCAAAUUACCCAGGACACAGUGAGGAAUCAGCAAGCUGGAACUGCAAAUACUGUAUAUCAAUUUAGAGCAGCAAACACAGGAGUCCAAGCACCACAAAUUGCUCAUUUCAUCCAUGGCAAUGGAGCUUCUAACAGACAGACGUCAAGCGGGCAGACCUCAGCAGUUUCUCAUCAGCCCGUUUCUUCUCAGCAGCUGACUGGGGGGAUGAAUAACUGUUAUCUGAAAGGGUUGCAUGGCAAUCUUCAAAACUCAUCUCCUAUUACGCAAAGUGGAAACCCUCAGCUGAUUUAUGGAUGUAAGGUUGCCGUCCAGAACUCUGCUCAGAAUUCAUUCAAUGCAAACACUACAAACAUUCAGCAAGACAUGUCAGGAAAUUGGAAACAGUCAUUCCCAUCAAUACGACUACAGAAUGGAAAUGUUGUGUCUCUUUUCCAACACUGCAGUGAUCAGGGAAACUUGUAUCAAAAUGUAAACGGAGUACUCACACCAACAGCUACCUUGCAUCCACCUGCACAGGCGGUUUGCAACAGCACAUCAGUGUCUGCCUCUGCACAAAAUCUACAGACUGCGCAGAACCAACACCACAGACAAAACCACACUCAGCACGGGCCCCCUCGUACCAUCGCCCCACGACCUUAUACCAUGGCUCUGUCUCAGUCUUAUAGAAACAUUACAACAAACUCGCCAUCAAAUGGACAGAGUUUGCACAUUUCCAGCACGAGUCAGAACACUCAACAAUACUCAACGCAGCCCAACUUAGCCCCCAACAAUGGGCAAGCGGCCACCUACUCCAUUAACUCAAAUUCAUACCAGAGCAACCAGUAUGAAAUGAAAAGGUUCUCGUCAAAAACAAAUAAGCUUCCCUUAAAUCUUACUGCAGAUACACAACAGCAAAUGCCCGGCCCCCAGAUGAGCCCAAGUUUCACUGACAGUCAAUUUAAGUCAGUCACUGCUAGCUCAGAUGGUCGUCCUCUAGUGUAUACUAGUUCAACGCACAACGGGAUGCAGUUUGGAAGCAGGAUGAUGGAGUCUUAUCCAACACACUAUAACUCUAAUACCCCCCAAUCUUUAUCACUCCAUUCUGGACAUUGUUCACCUAAAACCACCCACAGUUUUACACCAGCAAAACAGCAUGUUGUAGAUGAGCUACAUGAACCGAAGCAACAGCCUGAGGGCAUUUCACCACAAAAAAACCCGACGCACUCCUCACUACCAAACAACUUAGAAAUGCUUGAAAUACUUGAAAUGCUCACAUCUGGCAAUCCAAACAACAGCUCCAUUCAUUCAUCUCCUGGUCGCACAGGGCCAAGAGCUGUUGCUGUUGUGCAACCAUUGGCGCAGGAAUGCUACCAGGUUGCCGGUAAGCAUUCAUCUUCUAAGACAAAUAAUCAAGAGUGUGAACGCAUCACAACAGGUGAAUCUCGAGGCUACCUUGAGAAAUUAAUUACUUCACCAGAAGUGGCAAACAACAAAUCGGCUAAUCUUUUAAAAGAUGAUUAUAGGUUUCCCCCACAAAACCCAAAUCAAGUGAGAUCCAACAAAUCUCCGAUCAGGAAUUCAGCAACUUCCAACAACAGUGCUUUUGUGACAUCUUCAGAUUCACUUGGGCCACCGCCACCAUACCCUAGGCAACCUUUAUGUGCAGAUUAUACAGGACCUGAACUGGCUAUUAAGACGCAAUUAAACCAGACUGUUCCUCCAGCUGCUCAACAGUCAUUAACCUCUGAAGUGCCUGAAAGCCAAAAUGGGGGUAAGAACAGAAGUGAGAUGCCAUCAGAUGCAGAGGGCUUGCUUUGUGAUCUUUCAUCACUACCAGCAAACCUAUGGAGAGUUAAACCAUUAAUGAAGUGGUUACAGAGGAUUGAACAAACUGAGACAAAGUCAGAAGUUCCUCCAGAGGUUGAAACUGCAGAAAAGUUAUUAAGCAUAUAUUGGGAUGGCAGCUGUAAAAUUUUGGGCAAUAAGCUCAGGGAAGGCUGGUACAAGGAUUUAAUGAAUGAAGUAAAUGAAUUCUGUGCAAAACAUUUAACAGUAGAAACUGUUAUACUGGCACAGGUAAAGCCCACCUUUGUAAAGCAACUGAAAAGCUUCCAUGUGACGGCAGAUAAUGAAGUGUAUUCAGAACUGCCUUACACGUCAUCAUGGUUGAAUACGAAUGAGCAGCUAGAUGACAUUGAUAAAGAGUUUGGCUUUCCGUGGUCUUUAAUACAUUGUCAUUUAACCUUUGACAGCGACAGCCAGCCAGAUAGGUUUGAGACAGAUGAGACAAUCAACAGCAUUCCUGAAAAUGAGGUGCAAAGUAGGACUUUGUCGCAAACAAAAGUCACACCUGUCGAAUCAGACACAGGAAAACAUUCCACUGUUGAAAUGCCUCCAACAGAACCUGCCUCUCCUGAUAAAACAGACUGCAGAUUUUCAGAUUCCAGUGACUCAUUUUUGUCCUUUGAAAUCCAUGUUUUGCCACCAGAAGAGGCGAAAAAGAUCUUUGAGCAAUUACAAAGCGAGACGCCACAAAGUACGGAAACUGUUUAUCAGCCAGAGAAAGUCACAGACAGUCCUGAUGAGGAUGUGUUAACUAUGAGUAUAGAUGGUCCAAAAAGUGACUCAAAACGGGAGAAUGGGGCCAUCACUCCACUUGAACAGAUUUGCUGCAUUGAAAGAUGGAAGCAAAACAUUUUGGGGGCCAACAUGACCUCUUCAAGCUACUGCCAGUGCAAGAUGCAGCAAAGCCAUAAAGACUGUACUGAAAAGACCCCUGAUGAGGAAGACCACAAAUUUCACUCUGCGGUGGUAGGAGAGAAUCAAGCGAAGGGUUGUGAGAACAUUGUCAAUCAAAUUCAAAAGUUUAGUUGGCCUGAACUAUGCAAUGAAGUCAGUCAAACCAUUGACUUAACUGACAGUAGUGACAACCCUUACUCGGAUUCUGUCAAAGACACAAAUAACAUUUCCCCUCUAAGCACUAGUAGUAGCUCAUCAAGCAUUAUUUUCAUAAGUGACAACAAAGAUGAAAAUCUCUCAAGCAGUGAAGUUGAAAUUCUCAACCAGAUGCCAGACCCAGAAGAGACCUAUGAACAAGGUCACCAGAAACCUACAAAAAGUAGCCCGUCAACUGGUUCACACAGUAGUGAGAAAGUCCUCAGUGGUGGAAGUGACUUUGCAACCACACACCUUGUAGAUGACUGUGGACAAUCUCAGCUGACACCUACAAAUGAGGCAGAGUCAUCAGUUGAUCCAGAUUCACCUCUUGAGGGCAUUUCAAAAUGUAGGAAGGUUUCUGUUCUUGCUGCUGAUAGUGAACCUUUUGUCACAAAUGUCAGAACUGUUGAACUGGUGCUCUUUGGUUCAGUGUCACAAGCAAAGGGCUCGGUUGGCUGCCGCAAGAGCCAUGAGUCAUCUCCACAGGCUGUAUCUGAUGCAUCUGAUAAAGAACCAAAGCCUCCAGAGGUUCUCACUGUUAGUCUCAGCCCCUUCAAGAGAAAGCACAGUGAAACUGUCCCCGCAAGGGAAUACUCAGUCAAACGAUGGAUCCAUGAAAAAUGGAGGAAAUGUUUUUCACCAACUAAAAUUAGGCACAGAAGCAAACUGAAAACACAGAAGUAUGCUUUAUCUGAAGCUAGGCUCAAGAAAGCUGAAAGAAGUGGCCCCACCAACACAGAGGAGCUGCCAGCUUCCUCUGAGACUAAGUCCAGGAGUGGGAACAACAGGCACUACAUGAGUCUAAAGAAGAGAAGGUCCCUCUCAUAUGGUCUCAAAUUAGGAGAGAAGAAGACAAAGAAACAUGCAGUCACAUUGAACUCAGCUGUUCAUGAGAGAAGUAAAGCUGAAAAUGAAAGCCAGGCUGUUGUGCCUCUCCAGGAGAACCUUGUGUUGAAGUUUAGCGUGUUGCCCAAUACCUUCAGCUUCAAAGAUGCAUCCAAUGGACUAAAAGAAGCCACUGAUAAUGUUUCAGAUAAAGCUGACCUUGUGGGAGCAGAUGACGAGAGCCUCAGUGUACCAUCCAAGAGACCAAGAGGUGCAUGGUAUCCAAAUCUUGAGAAGCAGUAUAUUUCUCUACGUACAUCUCCCGUCAAGAAGCAGUAUAAUCCUUUACAUGCGUCUCCUGUCCCCAAGACGUCCAGCAUCUUCAACGAGUAUCAGAAGAAAUACACGAAGAAGAUGCAGCCAUCCAUGGACAAAUAACAACACAGUCAAAUGUGUUACUGGCAAUUGAGUUGUCCUCCAAAUUGUUACAGAAAUGAUUGUGUUUUAUAUUGUAUUACUUGCGGAAUAAAUUGAAGUUGAGGCACAUUUGUAUGUUUUUGACCUUAAGAGUUAGUCAACAACUUAAUACUGUAUAAGAUAAGUUCUGAUGUUUGCACAUAUAAUGUCAGUUUUCAUGCCUGAAAUGGUUUACAAGUCAUCCACUUCAGGUAUAAUUUGUAUACAUAUUUAUUUUUUUCUACAUU
This is a messenger RNA of Scomber scombrus (Atlantic mackerel), 4791 nucleotides long. RefSeq lists its product as uncharacterized. The record is from RefSeq and is a predicted model, not a curated record. Lineage: Eukaryota; Metazoa; Chordata; Actinopteri; Scombriformes; Scombridae. The coding region runs from base 272 to 4525 and encodes 1417 amino acids. The transcript has 4 exons.